Molecule: messenger RNA, 777 nt
Organism: Galleria mellonella (greater wax moth)
Lineage: Eukaryota; Metazoa; Arthropoda; Insecta; Lepidoptera; Pyralidae
Exons: 4
Coding region: 265-633 (122 amino acids)
Source: RefSeq, a predicted model, not a curated record
AGUAAUGACCUUGUACUCCCGAGUGCUGGAUGGAACCGAAAGUCGUUUUAUGUUUAUAAAUCAGACUUCGUGACGUCAUGGUGACCGAAUUCUCUGCACAAUUAUUGCAAAUUUAUUUGACAAACAGCUACUGAUAGAUGUGUGAAUGCUACAAUAAAAUCGAACUAUAUACAGUUUCAUUGUAAAUGCCAAGGAUUCGCGGAACAAAACCCGGGAGGAAUCCGCGAGAACAACCAAUUCGCAACACAACAAAACGACAUAAAAAUGGCAAAGGAAUGUGUUCCGAAGUUUGAUCCGAACACAGAAGCAUUUCAAAUGCGCGCACAAUGGAAAAAAGUGGACAUAUGCCGGAAACAGUGGUUUGAGCAGUGGAGUUGGCUUCUGGAUGAGAGAAAGCGAACACUUGCCGAGUCGAACGCGAUUCGUCAAGAAGUUGCUGAUAUUCCUCAAGUUAUAGGCAAAUUGGAAACAACAAAAAGUCUUAAACCGGUGCCUGUGACAUCAACAGGAAUUAUUGGAUGGCUCUCUACCAAACCCGACUGUCAACUUGAAAUAUAUACUUCAUGGCUCUCAAAAAUACCAGUCAGGCUUCCUAAUUCCUGGGAUAAUAAAGACUACGUGAGCACAAAGUGAAUUACAAUUUUUAAGUCAUUUUUAUUAUCAAAUUUUAAUUAAACAUCUUUAAUUCUACUUCUGUUAUUUUCUGCUAAUUGUAUAGUUUAUUGACCAUUGUAUACUUAAAAAUAUACUUAAAAAUAAAUGUACCAAAAACGAUAA